CCAACAAAAAAUAAUAAAAUCACAACAAUAAUAAAAAACCGCGCGCUUCCAUUUCCAGCGCGGGUUUAAAAAGCUCGUCAUUCCCAAUUUGGCACCGCUUCACUCCUCACUUUUUCAACCAAAAAACUCCAAUGUCUGGUCGUGGCAAGAAGGGCGCCGAGACGGCUUCGUCCGCCGCCGCCAACAAGAAGCAGAAGACGCGCUCGACGCGCGCGGGCCUGCAGUUCCCUGUCGGUCGCAUCCACCGCAUGCUCCGCAAGGGCUCGUACGCUGAGCGCGUCGGCGCUGGUGCCCCCGUGUACCUCGCUGCCGUCCUCGAGUACCUCGCUGCCGAAAUCCUCGAGCUUGCUGGCAACGCUGCCCGCGACAACAAGAAGACGCGCAUCAACCCCCGUCACCUCCAGCUCGCCAUCCGCAACGAUGAGGAGCUCAACAAGCUGCUCGCCGGCGUCACCAUCGCCCAGGGUGGUGUCCUCCCCAACAUCCACACCGUCCUCCUCCCCAAGGGCGAGUCCGAGACUGACGCUGCCCCCGUCAAGAAGGUCAAGAGCGGCAAGUCCGAAUUGGCAAUUGAGCAUGCAUGA
Capsaspora owczarzaki ATCC 30864 is the source of this 584-nucleotide messenger RNA. RefSeq names its product histone H2A. Gene Ontology annotation, cellular component: nucleosome. Gene Ontology annotation, molecular function: structural constituent of chromatin; DNA binding; protein heterodimerization activity. The transcript is spliced from 2 exons. Lineage: Eukaryota; Filasterea; Ministeriida; Capsasporidae. Bases 132 to 584 code for a protein of 150 amino acids. The record is from RefSeq and is a predicted model, not a curated record.